Messenger RNA from Andrographis paniculata, 841 nucleotides. Its product is annotated as protein LURP-one-related 15. Lineage: Eukaryota; Viridiplantae; Streptophyta; Magnoliopsida; Lamiales; Acanthaceae. The transcript is spliced from 3 exons. Bases 90 to 716 code for a protein of 208 amino acids. The record is from RefSeq and is a predicted model, not a curated record.
GAAAAUUUUCCAGAAAAAAAAAAAAAAUAAAUAAAAAUAUCUCCUCCGUCCUUCCCACGCUCUCAACAAACGAAAUACGCAAUCGGAAAAUGGCCGGCAACUCGAGCUACGCCUCCGCCGCCGCUCCGGUGGCGGUGAUUAGCCCUAAUUUCUGCGUCGGAUACGCCGUGGAUCUCCACAUAGUUCGGAAAUUGAUGACUCUGUCGGAAGGGAGCUUCACGAUCUCCGAUUCCAACGGCGGCGUAAUGUUCACGACCAAAGGGAAGCUGAUGACGUUGCACGACCGGCGCCUCCUGCUCGACGCCGCCGGAAACCCUAUCAUAACCUACCAACAAAAGCUCUGGUCGCCUCGCCGGCGAUGGCAGGCGUUCAGAGGGCAAAGCAACGACGAAAGGGAUAUGAUCUUCAGCGUGAGGAAAUCUUCGAUUCUGCAAAUGAGGACCAAAUUGGAGGUUUUCAUGGCGUCCAACACUCGAGAGGAAAUCUGCGAUUUCAGAAUUGAAGGCAGCUGGUUCGAGAGAUCCUGCGUCAUAUACGCCGGAAAUUCCGAUAUCAUUCUGGCCAAGAUGCACAGGAAGCAUUCGGCGUCGAGUGUUCUUCUUGGGAAGGAUCACUUUAUGGUGACUGUUCAUCCCAAUGUUGACUAUGCCUUCAUUGUAGCUCUUGUGGUCAUUCUUGAAGAAAUCAACACAGAUAGAGAAGGAGGUGGUAAUUAAUUAAGAAUAAGUUUGAAUUUUAAUUCAUUAUUUUUGUUUUUGGAUUUUCAAGAUUGUUGUUUGUUGUUGGUUAGAUUGGAUUGUGGUUUUGGUAAUGAUUUGGAAUUGUUGGUGUUAUGUGUUAA